AAAGUUGUCUAUCAUUUCAUCCCCCCCCUAAACAAAACACAUUCUUGCUUGCUAGAAUGCUUCUCUUCUGGUUUUCUAUAGCUAUUAUUAUGCAUUUAAGAGUUACCACCAUCUUAGCUGAUCAACCAGCCAAGUUAAUAGCCCAUGCCUGCAUAAAUUAUGCAGAAAACUAUACUCAAAACAGUACAUACAAACUAAAUCUUGACAAAACCCUUUCGACCCUCCUCACGACCAACUCUGGCUUUGGCUUCUACAAUCUCUCAACCGGCAUAGGUAACGAUAGAGUUAACUCAUUUGCCCUUUGUCGUGGUGAUGUGGAGCCUAGUUUAUGCCAAAGUUGUCUAAAAGACUGCAUAGCUCAAUUGAGACUAACCUGUCCAAACCAAAAGCAAGCAAUCGGAUACUACAACGAAUGCAUGUUGAUAUACUCCAAUGAGAUUCUAUCAGGUGACAAUACGUUAACAAUAUAUCAUUGGCAUUAUAUUAAUGAUCGAAAUGCAACAAAUGGCUGGUUUAAUGGGGUUGUGAGACCAUUACUUGGUAAGCUGAUAGCUGCUGCUGCAGCUGGUGAUUCUCUUCUAAAAUUUGCCACAGGGAAUAAGACUGGACAGGACAUAACAACAGCAUAUGCUCUUGUUCAAUGUACUCCAUACUUAUCACAGCCGCAGUGCAGUAGUUGCUUGGAAAAUGCAAUUGACUUAUAUCCGACUGAGUUUACAAGGCAAGCUGGAGGAAGAACUCUUUUACCACUCUGUAACUUUAGGUACGGAUUCAGACCGUUUUAUAACGGAAGUACUUUGGCGAUUUCACCACCACCUUCAGGAAAAAAGAAAAAACCAAUUGCGAUUAUAGUUAUUUUGACGGUGGUUAUUGCCAUAGUAAUUGCUUCACUUUUUAUCUGGAUCAUAAUGAGAAAGACAAGGAGGAGAACCCCACCAUCACCCAAUGAAGAUUUUUCGACCAACACUAGGGAUAUUGGGGGUGCAGAUUCUUUGCAAUACAACUUCAGCACAGUGAAAGCUGCAACAGAUGACUUUUCUGAAAACAAUAAGCUCGGGCAAGGUGGUUUUGGAGCUGUUUACAAGGGUAAGCUCAAAAACGGACAGGAAAUAGCAGUGAAGAGGCUAGCAAGGGAACAUGGACAAGGUGAAAGGGAAUUCAAGAAUGAGGUUCUACUAGUCGCAAAGCUUCAACAUCGUAACUUGGUUAGGCUUGUUGGUUUCAGUGUAGAAGGAAGUGAACGACUUCUCAUCUACGAGUUCUUGCCAAAUGCAAGUCUUGAUCAAUAUAUAUUUGAUCCUACUAAAAGAACACUUCUUGACUGGGAAAAGCGACACAAGAUAAUCAAAGGUGUAGCCAAAGGACUUCUAUACCUUCAUGAAGAUUCCCGUUUGAAGAUAAUUCACCGUGAUAUGAAAGCUAGUAAUGUUUUGUUAGAUGCUGAAAUGAACUCUAAAAUAGCGGAUUUUGGCAUGGCAAGGUUAUUUACUCCUGAGGAAACUCAAGGAGAUACAAGUCGGAUUGUUGGAACCUUUGGUUAUAUGGCACCAGAAUAUUUAUUUCAUGGCAAUUUCUCAGUGAAAUCAGAUGUGUUCAGCUUGGGAGUGUUGGUACUAGAGAUAGUAACAGGUCAAAGAAACCUAAAUUUUCGGAUUGGAGAGAAUGUCGAAGGUCUCCUUAGCUAUGCAUGGAAAAGUUUGAGAAAUGGGUCGGUUUCAAAUAUGAUAGACUCCACAUUGACCACAGGAUCCAGUUCAUUGUGUGACGACAUUACAAGAAGUAUCCAAAUUGGUUUAUUAUGCGUUCAGGAAAAAGCUAUUGACAGGCCAUCCAUGGCUUCAGUUGUUUCUAUGCUAUAUAGCAACGAUACACUUCCAGUACCAUCAGAGCCCGCCUUCCACAUGAAUAGUAAUUAUGCCAGUCCUGAAAUCCCGCUCCUCUGUGAGUAUCAUUCUUCAGCUGGAACUGAUGGAUCUACUUCAGUAAAUGAUGUUUCGAUAUCUGAAAUCAUUCCUCGUUAAAUGUUUAGAAUAAUGCACUUGGUUUCUAUAUAGGAGAAAUAUGUUUGAUUUUCAAUCUAAGGUUACAUGGUGAACUUAUUACUUAUAGAUCAUUUGUGUUUGGGUGCUCUUUUGUAUCAUAUAUACACAUAAGCUUUCUGUUCUUUCA
This is a messenger RNA of Erigeron canadensis, 2169 nucleotides long. Its product is annotated as putative receptor-like protein kinase At4g00960. NCBI's taxonomy places the organism in Eukaryota, Viridiplantae, Streptophyta, Magnoliopsida, Asterales, Asteraceae. The coding region runs from base 57 to 2021 and encodes 654 amino acids. The transcript is spliced from 7 exons. The record is from RefSeq and is a predicted model, not a curated record. Gene Ontology annotation, biological process: protein phosphorylation. Gene Ontology annotation, molecular function: protein kinase activity; ATP binding.